This is a messenger RNA of Pogona vitticeps (central bearded dragon), 1140 nucleotides long. The record is from RefSeq and is a predicted model, not a curated record. NCBI's taxonomy places the organism in Eukaryota, Metazoa, Chordata, Lepidosauria, Squamata, Agamidae.
AUGGGAACAAAUGUCCUCGCCUUGACAGAGGAUCUGAAGGUGUUUGUUACAGUGUACCGACUCAAGGGCCGCGCCGGCUCCAAGCCCCUGGCCGUCUGCCUGCCCGACGUCCCCCACGUCUACCGGUACUGCAAGGUCCGCGUGCCUGAUGAGCUGCUGCACGACCUCCUCCCAGGCCCGGUGACGCUCGUCCUGGAGCGCUCGGAUGCCCUCAACAAGGACCUGAAUCCCUUCACCCCACUAGUUGGUGUUCGCAUCCCCGGUCACUGGUUCGUCAGGGAAGUGGCCAAGCUGUGUGCAGCCCCUCUGGCCUUAACAAGUGCAAACCUCAGUAACAAAGCAAGUAGCCUCACAGUCACGGAAUUCCAGGAGCUCUGGCCUCACCUGGCGCUGAUUGUGGACGCAGGCCCAAUUGGGGACAUCCAGAGUCCAGAGUGCCGUCUGGGCUCCACUGUGGUUGACCUCUCUGUUCCUGGCAAGUUCAAGGUUAUUCGGCCAGGCUGCGCCCUUGCCCAGACGGUGGAAAUCCUGGAGAGCAAGUAUGGACUGAGGAGUGAUUUGCCUAGUUCAUGAAGCACUCGGCUUCUGGGAAGCUACAUGUUGGACAGCAAUCCAGAGUGCCCUUCCCUGCUUUGUAAGAAGAAAGGUGGUGGGAGUGAGCUCUACUUGGCUGCAAAGAUAGCCGGCCCCCCCAAUUUCCAUGGCACUUUUCUAUGUUCCUGGUCAGAAGAAGACUCAGAAGUACCUAGUACUCUAGGCUGAAUAUCUCUUCCCUCUUUGUCUUUGUUUCCUUUGGGAUUUAAAGGAGGGCUGGCAUAAUCUUGGGUGCCUCUGCUUUUGCCAAGGAGCAAAUCCAUUGCCUCCCUGCUCCUGAACCACCUGGCUUGUGUUAGCUGAAGGGUGAGAGAUCCUUCUAAGGAGCAUUUGAGUGCAAGUGAGAUAGGAGAAGUUUGGUCACAAAAAUAGAGAUACAGAACCAGGGAGCUGCAUGAAGGAAGUGGUCUCGUUCAAGAGAACAUAACUUCCUAAGUGGCACCAGGCUCUCCUGAACUCCAGAGACUGUACUUAAAACAGCCUGGCUCCUGAUAUGACACAGCUAGCUUUGGGACCAAUGGUAUUAAAGGGUGACUUUGUACAGAU